Molecule: messenger RNA, 1853 nt
Organism: Dermacentor andersoni
Lineage: Eukaryota; Metazoa; Arthropoda; Arachnida; Ixodida; Ixodidae
Source: RefSeq, a predicted model, not a curated record
ACCAAGCUCUGAUGGAUGGCUGCAGGUGGAAGGUACUAAACAUCAAAUCUCGCUGCCAGCGUUCCGUGGCUGUUUUCGAGCAGUCUUAAGAGUACGACGCGCUGGUCUUCGCAAGAGUCUGGCUGCCAUGGCCACCUACACGUGCGACCUGUGCCGAACCCUCCGUUCCGCUGCGACUCCACACCUGCGCCACCUUCCCGCUCCAGGGCAACGCAUGCGGUUCGAAGCGGCGCGUGGCACCAACGGGGUGGGCGAACUUGCCGCGUCCACCGAGGGGUUGGCCACAACCGAAGGCAGUGGAGACAUAGCCGACGUCGGCGAGAACCUCCCAGCACCGAAGUCUCCCUUUGUCUACCUUUGUAGCGUAUGCCAAGACCUGGUCAGCUCAGAAAAACAAGAGAGUAUUGGCGUAAGAACUAUCGGACAGGAUCAAGCUGUCGUGCAAAGAGGAGAAGCAGAUGACUCAGCAGUAGCGCCGCCGCUGCCGCUCUGGUCUUCAUUAUCGGCUGCCCCGUCUGCAGCAAUGCCGAGUCACGGCAUGAGGACGCCGCCAGGCGGCGAACGGAUCUCUGGCGAUGCGGUUUGCGCUGUCAACGUUGCCGACAGUGCGGCAACUGAAGUGGACGGAUCGCAAUCCGACUGGCAGUCCACGAGCUCGCAUCGGGGUUUCCGGCAGACGCAACUGAAGUCUGGAUACGAAAACUUGGCGUCGCCGAUUCCAGGAGUAGCGGAUGACGCGAGAGCUGUGGCCGCCAGUGAGCUGCUGGGUCUGGUGGAGCAAGCCUUCUGCCACCAAGGAAACGAAGCGGACAAGGACUUGAUGGAGACCCCGCAGUGCCAGCUUCUGAAUCGAGACGGCCUGGAUGACCGCUCACGACGGCGGAGUCAACCUGGACGGCAUAAGUCGCAAGAACUGUCCUUUGAGAACGCAGGCAACGCCUUUGCAGAAGGACCAGUCUGCCAUGAGGAAAAGAUGGACUACCAGGAGACAAAGGAGGAACAUCUGGUCACUCCAAAGAGGGACGCGGGCGAUUACUUCGGAGACCCGACGCCAAGCAUGUCAAGACUGACAACACUGCUGGCGGCGCAAUGUGCUAGCAAACUUCUGGGAAAGAGAACUCAACAAGAGGUGCUCGAUGACGAAAGCCCCUGCCCCAUUGCUCCCAAAGCGGCGAUCACCACAAAAUCAUCGGGACAGCAUCAGCUCUGCGAGGCUUCCGAGCAACCAGCAUUUUCUGACGCCGGCCGCUGCUGGAGACCAUCCACAGAACAGGCACAGAACGACGUUCUCCACGACGACUCGGACGACACCUUGGAACCCUUGAUGUCGAAGCUCGCAGACUUGACGAUCGAUGCACAGUGCACGAAACGGUGGCACGUUGUCCCUAAGUAUGAACAGCUACGCGCAGACGGCACCUACGUCUUGGAACCGGUGGCGUGCAAACUGGAAGAGAUGAAAAUGAGCCCAUAGCUUAGCGAAAGGCCAAUUAUUGACACUGGAGAUGAGCAGAAAGUCACCGAUAGGCCUAAUCCGGCGCUGUAGACACAUCGGAAGUCUGGGAGGACUGUGUGCAUCAAAACGAGACUUUUCUCUGACUAGUGAUGAACGUUAAUGAUGUUGAGCGCCUUGACAGAUAAUGGUAGUGCUCGUUGCUUGUGCGGACACUGCGCUGCUACUAAUCCCGUCUUCGUGGAGACGAUCUGAUUCCACUUAGCUCAUUUCUAAACAGAAAUAUAGAUCUAAUUUUAAAAUCUAUCCAGCUAUAUAUCCAGUUACUGCUGGCUUGAGAAAAGAAAGCUAAAAGAAUAUUUUAAAUUCUACCAAGCAAAAAUAAAAUCUUUGCUCCUGCUAA